CGGACGUUUUGCGUGUUGCUGGCGCGCCGCCACCUCACCGGCUGCACUGGUUUUUCCUGGCCACUGUAAGCGUCCUCUGCAAAGUCAGGUCCGACCUUUGAAUUUAGCGGUGAAUGCCGGAGCGCUGUACGUCACUGAGUAGCGAGCAGAGUGCUCCAGGCCUGGAAACGCGUUUUUUUUUCCGUACAGCAACAUGGCCGCUCCCGUCGACUCUUAGAAAAGGAGAAUUUUUUUUACCCCCCGCUUUGUCCUGAAAGGCGUGUCUUUCAGGAUCUCUGGGUUAGACGCGUGCUGUUUCAUGAAGCAAGUCUGGAAAGUACUGGAAGUACUGGGAAGCCGGCGAGGAUCACCACACAUACUUUAGGGCAAGUCACCUUUCCUGUGUGAGUUUCAGCCUUCCCAUCUACACUUCUAGCUUGCACUCUCCGUUUUAGGACCGCUUCGCCACAAGUGAUGACUCUUGAUAACCCGUGGGCUGUAGCCCGCCAGGCUCCACUGCUCUUGGGAUUUUCCAGGCAAGAAUACUGGAGAAAAGAUAAGUUCUGAAAAAACCUAGUUGCCAGAAGAGGACUGCUCAGAACCAAUCGCAGAUCUGGACUCUUUACCUUGCAGUUUUGCUAGGGGACACUCACCAUUUUAGGAUUCAGUGUCUUCGUGACUUGUAGGCUGUAGACCUACUGGCUAGAGCCAAGUGCCAAGCAGGAGGUUGUAUGGAGGCUCGAGAAACAGGAGGAUCUCAUUGGGAUUCCAGAAAAAAGGAAGAGAAUGUCUGUGGUGCAUGAGCUGUCACCAGGAUGGCUGCUGGAUCACCUCGCUUUCAUUAACAAGAUAAGCUAUGAACUUCACCAGCGGCAUGAGCCUUGUAGUAAAAGCUGGCCCACUUCUUCUGUUCACCUUGAUUCUCUUCACAUGGAUUCUGUGUCCUCUUUUGGAGCCUCUGCUACAUUUGUUCCUUCUACCAGUAAGCCAGAGAAUGAUGAUAGAGGAAAUUGUGAAAUGUUCAUACAGAAAUAUGUAUUUCGAUCUGAACUGUUUGAUGUCAGCAAACCUUAUAUAACUUCCGCUAUUCACAAAGAGUGCCAAGAAAGUAAAGAAAAGGAAGAUCUAGUAAAUGAUGCUAAGAAAGAAAUCUCCAUUUCUAUUAAUGGCAAGAAGCGUAAGAGAUGUGUUGCUUUCAAUCAAGGUGAACUGGAUGCUAUGGAAUACCACAGAAAGAUCAGGGGGCUGAUUUUGGAUGGAUCUUCACAGUUAAUCCAAGAAGGUCUCACAAGUGGCUUUCUUCAUUCAUGUUCUGAAAAACCGAACAAGUGCAGUGAGCCCAUUACUUUACCACUUGAUACCUGUAAUUUGUCAGAAUUAUGUGAAAUGGCAAAGCAUUUGCUUUCUCUGAAUGAAAUGGAACUUCAGACGUUACAGUUGAUGGAAGAUGAUACCUCUGUUACAGAGCAGGAUUUAUUUUCACGGAUAGUUGAGAAUACCUCUAGCUUUACAAAAAUGAUUACUUUAAUGGGACAGAAAUACCUGCUGCCACCAAAAAGCAGUUUUCUUUUGUCUGACAUUUCUUAUAUGCACCCACUUCUGAACUGUAAGAAAACAUAUGAUGUGAUUGUGAUAGAUCCACCAUGGCAGAACAAAUCGGUUAAAAGAAGUAACAGAUAUAGUUAUUUAUCACCACUGCAGAUAAAGCAGAUCCCUGUCCCUAAGCUGGCUGCUCCAAGCUGUCUUGUUGUUACGUGGGUGACAAAUAGACAGAAGCACCUGCGUUUUGUCAAGGAAGAGCUUUACCCGUCUUGGUCUGUGGAGGUAGUUGCUGAAUGGCACUGGGUAAAAAUCACCAGUUCAGGAGAGUUUGUGUUCCCAUUAGAUUCUCCACACAAAAAGCCUUAUGAAGGUCUUAUAUUGGGAAGAGUUCGAGAAAAAGCUGCUUUACUGUUAAGGAAUGCAGAUGUAAAAGAGCUGCCCAUUCCAGACCACAAGUUAAUUGUCAGUGUGCCCUGUACGCUCCAUUCACAUAAGCCACCUCUUGCUGAGGUUCUAAAAGACUAUAUCAAGCCAGAGGGAGAAUGUUUGGAAUUGUUUGCUCGAAAUUUACAGCCAGGUUGGACUAGUUGGGGCAAUGAAGUUCUCAAAUUUCAACACAUGGAUUAUUUUGUUGCUCUGAAGUCUAAAAGCUGACUAGGCUCCUAAAAUUGUGUUUUUCUUCAGUUUUUCCUCACUCCUCCUUUCAUUCUGAUUUAUAUUUUCCUUUUUUUACCAACCAAUAUGCUUAGAGAUGUAAACAGAACUUUGCUUUUCAGCAAAGUGACUAGAAGUGACUGACCGUCAUAUAAUUUCAAGAUGAAUUUUGAAUUAGUGCAACUUCAGGUGCACUAGUAUUCCACAUUAUUCUGGACUCUCUACAAAUGAAAGAGGUAAGCAGUUUGAAAGAAGGCAAGACUUUGUUAUUGAAAAAGUUCAGAAAGCAUGCGUUAUGGACCUGAAGUCAUAAUUCUGCAAAUGGAUGUGUUUUGUUUAGCCCACAUGGUGGUGUAAAAAAAAUUUUGAACCAUCAGAGAAUUUCAGGAAAUAUCACAUACUAAGUCUUUAAUCAUCAGCAAUUCUGGCUACACAAUAGUGUGUACUUUUUCCUGACAUCAGUCUGUGGGACCCAGUGAUGCCAACUCAUUUGGGAAGGGCCGUGUACUCUCCAGUUUACUUCAGUAACCUUGCCCCAUGCCAAUCAGUUAUAUGUUCUGCUUGACUCCUGUACAACCUGAAUUUAGAACUUCUUGUUUAGUGUUACAUUCUGGAAAACAUUCAAAGACCUGUUAAGUACCACAUCAUUGUACUGAGUUCAUGAGACUUUUUUUGGAGGGUUUUAAAUUGCAUUCACGGUCACUUUUCAAGUACUUUUUACUUUUGCUUGUUCCUCUAGAAGGAAAAAAAAAAUUCUUAUAAUGUUAUAAAGUAAACAUUGCUUGGACUUAAUUGAUAUUUAUAGACUAUUCCAUCUGAAAGCAGCAGAAUACGCAUUCUUUAGUGCACUUGGAACACUCUAUGGAUGGAUCACAUGCUGGAUCUCAAAACAAACCUUGGUAAAUUUUAAAAAGUUGAAAUCACAUCAAACGUAUUUUCCAACCACAAUACUAUGAGAUUAGAAAUCAACUACAGGAAAAAGCUAGGAAAAACUCCAAAAACUGUGACAUGCUGAUGAAAGAGAUGGAAUAUGACACAAACAGAUGGAAAGACACACUUCUUGGAUUGGAAGACUCAAUAUUGUCAAAAUUACUGUACUACCCAAAGCAAUGUACAGAUUCAGUGCAAUCCCUAACAGAUUAUCAAUAGAAUUUUUCACAGAGCUGGAACAAAAAUUUUAAAAUUUGUAUGGAAACAUGAAAAACUCAGGAUAUCCAAAGCAAUUCUGACAAAGAAAAAUGGAGAAAUCAGGCUUCCUGACUUUAAACUAGACUACAAAGCUACAGUAAUCAAAGCAGUAUUGUACUGGAACAGAAACAGAAAUAUAGAUCAA
Messenger RNA from Bubalus bubalis (water buffalo), 3508 nucleotides. RefSeq names its product methyltransferase 4, N6-adenosine (gene METTL4). Bases 766 to 2175 code for a protein of 469 amino acids. The transcript is spliced from 12 exons. NCBI's taxonomy places the organism in Eukaryota, Metazoa, Chordata, Mammalia, Artiodactyla, Bovidae. The record is from RefSeq and is a predicted model, not a curated record. Gene Ontology annotation, molecular function: RNA methyltransferase activity; nucleic acid binding; site-specific DNA-methyltransferase (adenine-specific) activity. Gene Ontology annotation, cellular component: nucleus; RNA N6-methyladenosine methyltransferase complex; cytosol.